GUGGAUUCAUGGCUAUGGUUCUUUUCUCUCCUCCUUCUCAGUCCCAAAAGAAAUAAUGUUGGCUCAGCUAAAACUUUAGUUCUUUUUGAAAAUUUUAGAAAAUAGAUUUGUGACUAAUUGUAAUCAAUGAAUCUUGGGAAGAGACUCGUGUAAAGGUGCCCUCUCUGGCCCUGAAUUUAUAUACUAUGGAUUGUGUAGUAAUCCUAUUUGUAAACACUGGACACUUCAAUACUGGAAGAUCUCAUUUCCUGUACUUGAAACUAUUUUGGGGACUGCUUUUGCCUUCAUACUGUUUUGCAGUUACUAGAAUUACUCCUACUUUAUCCUGAGCAGACAACAUGCAAUUUUCUGGAGCUUCUCUGCACUUAGAACUAAAAUGGUUAUGUUGUUUUAUGUAAUUCUGUUUAGUUUCUUUUCUGGAAUGCCUCCAGUAACUGUUCAGAUUAAAAGGUUUGAUUUGAAUGGUUUGAUAUGUCUUUGCCUAGAAAAUGUGGGUUUACACUUUAGUUUAUUUCGUUAUAGAAUGCCUAAUGCCAUCUGUUCGUUUCCAAUGGAUCCAGACUUGCAGGACGCUUUCAAUGAUGUUCAGAGCUCCAUCUACAGAACAGCCCUAAAACUACGCUCGGUACAAAGUCUAUGCCAGUUGGAUUUGAUUGAUGUUUCUCUGAUUCAGCACACCCUGUCAAGUGAACAGAGCCAGAGGGAAAAGCAGAUUUCUCUGAAAGUGCAGCAGAUCUCUGGAAUGCUGACAGAACUGUUCCAAAGGGCGAGGUUAGAAAAACCAGGCCAGGUAGAUCCAAGAGGUGCUGAUUUCACAUUGAGCCUGCUAGCUGCCAUGUAUGACAGAUCUGGAACAGGUUAUAUCAAAGCUAGAUCUGCUGCAGCUGCCCUAAUUGCCCUUUCAGGAGACACUUUACUGGCUAAAUACAGAGCUUUCUUCCAGUUUUAUGCUGUCCCUGAAGGGAAGAUGGCCUUGAUCACCCGUAGUGCCCUGAGAAACCUACUAACAGACUUAAAUCAGAUACCAGCCAUUGUGGGAGAAGGCUGCACUUUGUCUUGUGUGGAAAUUGCAACUCGCAGCUGUUUCCAUGGGGUUCUGAAUUCAGCAAUUGUUGAAGAAAAAUUCUUGUCUUGGCUAAGAUCGGAGCCUGCUGUUCUCCUGUGGCUCCCUACAUGUUACAGAUUAUCAGCCACAGCAAUGGUUUCGCAUCAAGCCAGAUGUAAAGUCUGCAAAAUUUUCCCCAUUACAGGCCUCAGGUAUCGCUGUCUGAAGUGCCUCAAUUUUGACCUUUGCCAAGUCUGCUUUUUCACUGGACGUCUCAGCAAACCACAUAAGAGUUCACAUCCUGUUAUGGAACACUGUGUGCAGAUGUCAGCAAAGGCGAAUGCAAAGCACUUUCUCCGCACCAUCAGAAAUAACCUGAUUCUAGAUUGCUGCAGGAGAAAGGAGUCUCAGAGAAGGAGGGCUCUGGAGGCAGUGGAGGAGACGUACUUCCAUACCCACAAAAAGACUUUUCCCCUGGAAGAACUCGGUGCUUCACCACUACCUGGCCGUGAAAACCUGUCUUUCCUAGUGGACAGACCUGUCCUAGAGUCAGCAAAGUUCAUAUCUGAAAACAGAACUGUAGUGCAGAAGAGUGAAAAUAACAUCAAGACACCAGAGCGAGGCAAGACAGAAAUUCAGGCAAUAGCCUCUUCUGAAGCAGAUGUGUUAAAAAUGCAUGAAUCCAUUAGAAAUAUUCGUAAUGAGAGCAGGUACAUGAAGAAGCAGUUCAACAAGUGGAAGGGCAAAAUGCAAUUUCUUCACAACUGUCAGGAAGAAAAAAGCUGCAAAAUAGAGGCAAAGCUCCAAAGCCUGAGAGCAAGCCAUGAAAACCUACAAAUGAAGUUGCAGCAAAUGAAGCAAGAAGUAAAGACAAUGUUCCAGUCAUCAGAGCAUCCUUUUGUACAGUGUCAAUAUAUGAUGCCAAGAAGUCCUCAUGUCCUGCUGGAAAGGACACUGCAGGCUGGAUUGAAUCCUGCCCAAAUAAGACCUAAUUCCAGAACAUGUUCAGACUGGAAAUCUCUGAAUCCCUCCAACUCCACAAAUAGAAUGCAGCUUUUACAGACACCUGAAGUUCCCACUGCAGUGGACUUCAUCUCAGAAGACCCACUGGAGUCAGCAUCCCUGAAGAGCCACAGACCUUGGGAUAAAAAAGCAAAAGCGAAUCAAACACAUACGCCUGAAUUGACAGAAAACUCCCACAGGGACAUCAUGAGGAAUACAGUUCUUACUCCCAUUGCAGUGAAGAUACCACUUGAUGAGAAAGAAGCCAGUGAGGAAGUGGAACUCCAGCAGCUAGUGAUGAAACUAAAGGAUGCAGUGUCUCUCCAAUCCCAAGCAGCUCAACAGUCUGCUUUGCAGCAGGAAUUCUUCUCUACAGCCGAACAUGUUAGCAGAUCCUUUUCUGACCUCAUCAACCAAGUGAUUUCACCAGCUUGUAAAUGAUGGAAGCUCCCACUUGCCCUUACAGCUCCACUGAACUAUUGAAGGUAAUUGAUGCCAUAUCAGACUUUUAAAAGUGUCUCAGAUGUUUUGCUGUAAUAACCCAACAUAACAGACUUCUGCAUUUACUGACUUCAUCAGGGACCAUAAAUAGUGUUAAGAGAACGACAUUCUUAACACUAUUGGUGGCUUCUGUUGGUGGCUUCCAGCUCCUGUGCAGUAGGUGUUAGCCCAGCUGAUAAAAAUCAGCAUGUCUUCAUUAAUGUUACACAGGCUUUAACGACUGUCCUGCCCUGUCUUCUCUUCUUAAUGCCGUAUAAUCCAUAAUGGCUUGUCUUUCAGGAACAGUUUUUUUAAUAUAUAUGAGUUCUGUUAACUGGUUUCAGUGAUGUAUUUGCUAUCACAUCAUUGUUUCUUAGACUAAAGGAAGAAAUGAGUUCUUAAUUGUCAGACUUCCCAAUAUUUGGUAUUUACAUAAUCAUAUUUUUCCAAACUACUGCAUUAAAUGAAAAUAUGCUUUGAACACUUAAAGUAAUUUAAUUGGUUUAGAAGAGCCUUUCCAUUCCUGAUUAACUUACAUAUCUGGGACAACAUUGGAAUAGAAUGCUUAAUUUUCCACACAGAUUUUCCUGGUCUUGUAUUUUUCAGAAUUAAUUAUAAUCACCAAGAUAAAGGGACAGACUGACUCAUUAAAAUGGCUAGAAAUCUUGUUUCCUGUUGGUAGCACCUCAGCCACCUUCUUGAAAGGCCUUAUACUGUGGUAGUGAUAGCAAUAAACAUUCCUGGUUAUUUCUGCUAGUUUUGGUCACAGGAGGCCUUAAUUACAUGUACUGCAAACAUCCAAGAAUUACAGCAACAGAUAAUGGUAUGCAACUGGAAGCUGACAAGUAGCUUGUCUCUAGCAAAGGAAGUGUGAUGCAGCUCAAAAGUAGAGAAACUAACUGAGGGCGAGGACCCCACAAAACAUAUAGGGAUGGGGUCCCUAGAAAGUGGAUACUUGUAUUAUCACAAACAGAAUAUAGUGUGAGAUAAAGGCUUAGUAGCUUUUGCAAUAUACCAGUGCCAAGAGAUACAUACAAU
Molecule: messenger RNA, 3565 nt
Organism: Pezoporus occidentalis (night parrot)
Lineage: Eukaryota; Metazoa; Chordata; Aves; Psittaciformes; Psittacidae
Gene: DYTN
Product: dystrotelin
Exons: 14
Coding region: 377-2488 (703 amino acids)
Biological process (GO): synaptic signaling
Cellular component (GO): plasma membrane
Molecular function (GO): zinc ion binding
Source: RefSeq, a predicted model, not a curated record